Zea mays is the source of this 1134-nucleotide messenger RNA. Its product is annotated as copper transporter 6-like. Gene Ontology annotation, cellular component: plasma membrane. Gene Ontology annotation, molecular function: copper ion transmembrane transporter activity. The coding region runs from base 216 to 746 and encodes 176 amino acids. The transcript has a single exon. Lineage: Eukaryota; Viridiplantae; Streptophyta; Magnoliopsida; Poales; Poaceae. The record is from RefSeq and is marked validated. Gene Ontology annotation, biological process: copper ion transmembrane transport.
GUGCGGUGUGCCUGCGUUCAGUUCGGUCACGAGACGGGCGCUGCCAGUGCCCGAGGCCAAAACCCUGCUUCGCUGUCCCCCCUGGUCACGUCCUCGCGCGCCUCAGGCCUUUUUGUUUAGUUCAGCCUGUUUCGACCGGAGUUGGUUACUUGGUUGCACAGUUCCGCUUGCUUCGCUGUAGCCUAGAACUCGUCCUUAUCGGAUCCGGUCCAAAGAUGCAACAAAUCAAGGGCAUGGCCCCGAUGGAGAUGGCGCCGGCGGGCGCGGGCAAGGCGGCGGCUGCAGCUCCGGCCUCGCGCAUGCCGAUGAUGCACAUGUCUUUCUUCUGGGGCAACCGCGCGGUGGUGCUGUUCCCGGGAUGGCCCGGCGCGCGCGGCGCGGGGGCGUACCUGCUCUGCCUCCUCCUCGUGCUCGCGCUCGCCGCGCUCACCGAGGCGCUCGCCGCGGCCUCGCGCUGCGUCGCGCGCCGUGGCGCGGGUGCGGGGGCAGGCCGCGUGCCGGCGUCCUCGGCCGCGCUGCUCACGGCGGCGCACGCUGCCAGGAUGGGGACGGCUUACCUCGUCAUGCUGGCCGUCAUGUCGUUCAACGGCGGAGUGCUCCUCGCCGCCGUGGCCGGCCACGCGCUCGGGUUCCUUAUCGCGCGGAGCAGGGUGCACAAUCGGGGCGGGAGUGCCGCCGCGGCCGCCGCCCGUGAUCGCGAGCUCGGUGGCAUGGACGUCCACCCUCCGGAUGUCUCCAAGGCAUAAGACUGCAGGGCAAAUGCACGAGAAAAUUAGAAAUUUAGCGUUUUUAUUGUUGGUCUUCGCAAGAUUAACAUCUUAUUCUAAGUCUUUGCAAAAUCAUGACCUAUUAGAUGGAGCCUUUGCAUCCCACGCCACACGUUUUCUUUAAUCUCUCUAGAUUAAUCUAUCUUAUAUACUAAGUUUGUUAUAAAUUAUGAGGUAACGAAACAGGCUACGUGGGUUAAAAAGUUUUUAUUAGUUUAGUAAUGAUAGAUAAUAUAUCAAAACCACUAAAGUUAUGGCAAAAGUAUUAUAAGUGUUACAAAAUAUUGUUCUGUGAUGAACUGACCCUUAUUUCCAAGGGACACACCCCUUGGGAGACUUUGUAUCCCCUGUAUAUAUAUACAUGACA